Sebastes umbrosus (honeycomb rockfish) is the source of this 2411-nucleotide messenger RNA. RefSeq names its product solute carrier family 2 member 6 (gene slc2a6). Lineage: Eukaryota; Metazoa; Chordata; Actinopteri; Perciformes; Sebastidae. The transcript has 8 exons. Gene Ontology annotation, biological process: transmembrane transport. The record is from RefSeq and is a predicted model, not a curated record. Gene Ontology annotation, molecular function: transmembrane transporter activity. The coding region runs from base 295 to 1833 and encodes 512 amino acids. Gene Ontology annotation, cellular component: membrane.
CCUGUCUCAUUCUGUCAGACUGGAAUACCCUGGACCACACGCACAUUUAUCACUUGUAAAGUGUAGAUAUUACUCUUUGAAACAAAAUAGUCUUUAUAUUUAACCGACUUGCUUUCAUUUUUCUAAUCACUUUUGCUGGAAGCUUCAUUUCAACUUUGGUAUGUUUUCAUCUGGCUGUGUUUUCAGAGGGCAGGAUUUCUUUUGACAUUAGUGAUAUUUCAUCCCUGCGUGAGGAGAACAAACAGAUCCUGAAAUUACACUUUGAUAAAGACUCCUCUGUGUCAUCAGACCGCUAUGCCGUCUCCUGCUGCAGACAUGGAUGAAGAGACUCCACUGCUGAGGAGAAGACCAACAUCAUCUGAAUCCCAGAUCAAUAACUCCAGACUGUUCCUGGCUGUCUUCUCGGCCGUCCUGGGGAACUUCAGCUUCGGUUACUCCCUGGUGUACUCGUCCCCGGUCCUGCCAAAGCUCAAGAGCCACGAUGCCGACCCUCGGCUCAGGAUGGGCACGGAGGAGGCCGCCUGGUUCGGCUCCAUCUACACGCUGGGUGCAGCGGCCGGAGGGCUGGGGGCCAUGCUGCUCAACGACAUGAUUGGACGGAAGAUGAGCAUCAUGAUGUCAACAUUGCCGUCGACUAUUGGAUACAUGCUGAUGGGAGGGGCUGUCGACUUGUGGAUGCUCUAUGUGGGCCGUUUCCUCACAGGCGUUGCCGGAGGGAUGACCGCAGCAUCCAUUCCCGUCUACAUCUCAGAGAUCUCGCACAAAAAAGUGAGAGGAGCUUUGGGCUCCUGCCCUCAGAUCACUGCUGUGUUUGGGGCCCUGGCGCUCUACGCCAUGGGUCUGGUGGUACCAUGGCGGUGGCUGGCAAUAGCGGGGGAGGUGCCAGCUGUGCUGAUGGUUGUGAUGCUGGCGUUCAUGCCCAGCUCCCCCAGGAGGCUCCUCGCUCUGGGCAGAGAGCAGCAGGCUGAGAAGGCCCUCCGCUCGCUGAGGGGAAAACACUACGACACACACAUCGAGCUCAGUGCCAUAAAGCACAGCAUUAACACACAGGGUAAAGUCACAUGGUCACAGCUGGCCACACCUGUCUUCUACCGGCCAAUCAUCAUCUCAGUGGUGAUGCGUUUCCUGCAGCAGAUGACGGGCAUCACGCCCAUCCUGGUCUACAUGGAGCCCAUAUUUUCCAAAAGCAAAGUCUCCCUGCCGCCCAGGUAUGAUGCUGCCAUGGUAGGCGCGGUCCGCCUCCUUUCUGUCAUCGUGGCAGCCAGUUUGAUGGACAAGGCGGGACGCAAAGCCCUGCUGUACACGUCGAGCCUGCUGAUGUUCCUGUCCACUCUGACUCUGACCAUGAUCUCCCACACCACGCCGUGCCCUCCAGGCCCCGCCCCUCAUAAUAUCACUGGGAGUUUGGACUACAGCGGCCACAACGCCAUUGGAAACACUUUGGACGCCACCCAGCAGGCAACGGGCCUCAUUCCUCUCAUCGCCACCAUGGUGUUUAUAUUUGGAUACGCCAUGGGAUGGGGCCCAAUCACGUGGUUGCUGAUGUCAGAGGUGUUGCCACUGGUUGCCAGGGGCGUGGCCUCGGGACUGUGCGUGACUGUCAGCUGGUUGACGGCCUUCAUGCUCACGCACGCCUUCACACACAUGGUGGACAGGUACGGCCUGUACGUGCCCUACCUGUGUUUCACGGUUGUGUGUGUGCUCUGUCUGCUGUUCAACGCGGUGUGCAUCCCAGAGACUCGCGGCCGCUCCCUGGAAGAAAUAGAGAACUAUUUCAGGACAGGACGUACGUUCACCAUCAGAAGGAGUCACUCGACUGCACAGUCAAGCUGAAGCCUGAACUUCCCUUUGAUUAACAAUGAGUCAUUCUCAUGAUAUACCUCUGAUAUACCUCUGAUAUAUAAUAUGUAACAAUCAAUAUUUAAGGUUAAAGCCCUCUGAGGAAAGUGCUACUUGAAUAAUUACUAAGCACAGAUGGACCACUGUAAGGCUGAUUGUAAAAAAACAAUUACUAUUAGGUCAAGAAACAUGUCACUUUAUGUAUCUAGGUAAUAAUCAUGUUACAAAAAUAUACAGUAGCAGCAAACAACAAUUUUCUAUGUAAAGAGAUAGUGAAGUAAUGUCUACCUGAGCAGAGAAUAAUAAUAUACUUAAACAAAAAAACACUCUGACAUGUCUGACAGCAACAUGCACUGAAUACAAAAGAAGAUUGUUCUGUUGUUAAAAACACACACAACAAACACACACACACACACACACACACACACAAAACUUUUUUCUUCAAAUUUUAUCUUCAAAUACUUUACAAAAAUCCAUGUACAUUUUACAUUUGCUGACAGUAGUUGUUGCAUAUACAAUAUUUUUGUCCAUGUUGUAUUAAUACAUUUCACACUAAAUGUAUAUGAAUGCUA